AUGGGGACAUCGGUGUGCUAGUUUUAUAGCAUUGAACAUGCCUCAAAGUAUCUAGUGUGAACACAUUUACCUUACUCGUCUGUGUUCUUCCUUUGCUUAGGUUUCUCUAUUAUAGACUGAAGAAGAAGAUGGCUGUGUAUGAUGAAGAAAAGGCAAUAGAGCAGUCUGCGCCACCUAAAUCUAAAAUCAAUAAAAGGGCUAAAGGGAAAAAGCUUAAAAAGAAGAAACGAGAUUGCGCUAAUCAACCUGUUGAAACAGCAGUGACUGUGGAGGCCACGCCAAACCAUGUUUUAGCUACAGAAGAGAAAUGCACGGUACCAGAUGAAGUAAAAUCAACAAAAGCAGAACAUGUGGUACCAAGCAAGGAUAUAACUACAGAAAAGGAAUAUGUAGCACCAGAUAAUGUUUGUCCAUCUGGUGAAGAAACUCCACGCACACCUAAAUAUAAGAGGGUAACAAUUUUGCAGUGGAUAGAUGAGACCACAGAUGAAGAAGAUGACGAACAGACAGAUCUGGAACAAACAUUACAGGCCCCAAAAAAAUACAUUUUGCCAUUGACCGCUGUAAACUUUGAUCAAGAGAAAUCUGUGGUUCCUGAAAGUCACAUGUCUUCAGAUCUUAAGUUACCAACAGUCACAAUAGAAGAUGAUGAUGAUGAAGAGUGGCUUAACAAACCAACAGGUCUAAAACAAUGUGUUGAAGAUGUUUACAUUAGAGAAAAUAAAUGUACUUCUGAUCCUAUAUCAGUAACGGUCCAAAUAGAAGAAGAUGGUGAAGAAUCAGAAGAUCUGAAAAAAAUGUCUGAUGAUAUUAAGAGUGGAAAAUAUGAAAUAACUGAGUCAUUUGAAGAAGGACCGUAUGGAAUUAUGCUUUUUCGAGAUGGAGAAAAGAAUAUAUAUUUAACAAAUUUACCCGUUGAUAAAAUAGUCUUGAGACCUAUAGGGUCUGCACCUAUUAAAUCAAUGCAGGGUGUAACAAAAGCUCUUAAAGAAGCUGAAGCUGAAAGUAAAUCACUGGAUAAAGACUUUCAUGGAAUUGGUUCUAACUAUGAAGAAUGCACUAAACAUAGAGAACCGAUAGAAAUUCUGAUUUUUCAAGACGAUGGAGAAGAUCCAGUAGAGAUAACAGAUCUACCUAGUGAUACAGCUGAAAUGAUUAUGGAACAUAUUCUGAGUUAUCCUUUUGAAAAAAGAAAAUCUGAAAUUCUGCUUUUUCAAGUUAACGAAAAGGCAAUAUAUGUAACAAAUUUACCUAAAGAUAAGGCUAAAAUAACCAUGCAAUAUAUAAGGAGUCUGCCCCCUGAAUCAAUGCACGACAUUAUGAAAACCUUAUAA
Messenger RNA from Xenopus laevis (African clawed frog), 1334 nucleotides. RefSeq lists its product as uncharacterized. Bases 129 to 1334 code for a protein of 401 amino acids. The record is from RefSeq and is a predicted model, not a curated record. NCBI's taxonomy places the organism in Eukaryota, Metazoa, Chordata, Amphibia, Anura, Pipidae. The transcript is spliced from 10 exons.